UUGGUCUUCAUGUGAUGUGUUCGUUGUACUACGUUGAUUAACUAGGAUGGGUGUAAUUAUUCUAGUAUUCACAGUUACAGCAUUCUGGAUAAUUGUCGGCGUUGGUGGACCAUUCAUCGUACCCAAAGGACCAAAUCGAGGAACAGUCCAAACGAUGAUUGUGUUAACUGCUUGUUGCUGUUGGCUUUUCUGGAUUUUGGUUUAUUUGCAUCAGUUAAAUCCGCUUAUUGGCCCUCAGUUGCCAGUGAGGACGAUACGUUGGAUUUCGGAGAAGUGGGGUGAUGCGAAGGAACUUGUCCCAUCUUAAAUACAGUUGCUUUAUUGAAGAGAUCACCUUUUAGCAGCUUGUUUAUGUUUACAUUAGUUGAGUAUAUGUAGUUGUAAUUUAAUCAGUUUAAUAUCUGUCGAAUUGAAUCUCAUGAAUAGAAGAGGAAAUGGAAUGAUAUGUUAGAUUUGUUGAUUAUGUGCAGUUGCUAUUACCCACCAAAGUGAAAG
This is a messenger RNA of Loa loa (African eye worm), 495 nucleotides long. RefSeq names its product vacuolar ATP synthase subunit H. Gene Ontology annotation, cellular component: plasma membrane proton-transporting V-type ATPase complex; proton-transporting V-type ATPase, V0 domain. The transcript has 3 exons. The coding region runs from base 47 to 307 and encodes 86 amino acids. Gene Ontology annotation, biological process: proton transmembrane transport. Lineage: Eukaryota; Metazoa; Nematoda; Chromadorea; Rhabditida; Onchocercidae. Gene Ontology annotation, molecular function: proton-transporting ATPase activity, rotational mechanism. The record is from RefSeq and is a predicted model, not a curated record.